CUUGUUAAAUAAAAUCGAUGUUGCUUGAUUCGACACUUAACCAGGGGAGAAAAUAACGCUCGCGUUGCGUUUACACUUUUAGAUCUCAAAGACGCUGCAACCACCACCACCGUACCCGAAACGAAACACACCGAACCAGAGAGAGCGAGAGAGAGAGAGAAGACGAAUCGUUUUGGAAUCUAUAGCCAACACGGCCUUGUCUCGAAUGACAUCCGUCUACGACGUCGUCUCAUACCUCUAGCCAAUCCUCAAUCAAGGUACGGUAUAAGAGGAGGAUCUGAAUGGUGGCCAGGAUUUGUGCGUGGUGAUUUCCGUGGUUACAGUGGGUAGCAAAAACGGAGUGGAUCGGAGAAUGGAACGGAGCAAGAGCCGGACCGAUCUACUCGCAGCUGGCAAAAAAAGGCUCCAACAAUUCCGUCAGAAGAAGGACAGUAAAGGUGGUAGUAGCCGUGGAAAAUCAUCAAAAAAAUCUGGUAAACCUCAGCUACCUGAGUCUGAUGCUGAUGCAGCAAGUAGUACCUCUGUAUCAACUGGAUCAUCUCAGGUUACUGAUGGAAACGUUGAAUCUGACCAUGACUCCAAUGUGGUUAUCACAGAAUCAUUAGAGUCCCAGUCUUUGGCAAACUCGUUAGCUUCUGACAGUAUUGAUCCUUCUGUUGACUCAUCUUCGGUGGCCAUUACAUAUGAUACAGGCAAUGAAACUGAAUUGGAUUCUAAUACUACGUCAGCACUUCAGCUUGAUGGGGUCCGUGAGAAUGAUUCUAGUUUGUCUGCCCAAGAUCAAGGGGAAAUUGCUCAGGAUGUUGGUUCUGAUGUGGCAAAGGAUGUUUCUAUGAGAACUUCAGAUAGCCUGGGUCCUGAAGGUCGAACAACAUAUGAUCAUGCAUCUGCACUUGCCAUUUUGUACCCACCUGCUUCUGUCUCAACUGCAGUGGGUGAUUCUGUUUUAGUUGAAAGAGAGGGUGAAAAGAGGGAAGAACCGUUGCUUUUAUCUGAGGAUAUUCCCAAUACAUCUGUGAUGGAAACAAGGGAAGAUCAGGAAGCUGAUGGUUUGGAUAUGAAGAAAUCUUGUCAAAGCACUGAUGCAAUUAUUGAUGGUCAAAAGGAACUUCCUCUGUUCAAGGUUGGUGAGAGUGAUCAGUCUCUUUCAGUAAUUGCUUUGGAGAAGACUAGAAUUGGGGAGGAGGUAUCUCAUGAAGCGGAACAACUAGGCAAGUCAGUUGAAUUAUUCUCCUCUCUCGAGGACAUUCAAUGCACUACUGUUGGAUCUGCAGUUGAGGAACCAACUCAGGAGUUGUUAAUGGGAGCUCGUGAGGUUGAUUCAGCCAGACCAUUGGAUUUCUCUCCCAUUUUUGAUGCAAGCUCAGUUAAUCUCCUGCAGCUGGCUGAAAUUGUCAAGGGGCUUAAUGAAGAAGAGUAUCAAUUUCUGCUCAACGCAAGAGGACCAGUUUCUGAUGCUCCAGAUCAUGACUUAGAAGCAUUUAAGAGACUCAAAGAAGAAUUGUUUCUUGCAAAUAUAAUGAAAAAUAUAUUCAACAUUCAACUAGCUGAACAACUGGAGCUACAACUAGAGUCUGAUAAUCAGCGUUACCAGUUGAUUGACAAACUAUCUCAGCUCCAUGCUACUCAUAAUGAAGUUAAUGAGAAGAAUCAACACCUUACUGAAGAACUUGCUAAUUGCCGUGUUGAACUAGAUGAUAUUUCUAGCAAGAGUGUAGAACUACAUAACCAAUGUAAUACUGCCAUGGCAGAGGUUGAAGCUCUUUCUGCCAGAGUAGUUGAGCUGCAGAUUAGUUUUGAAAUAUCUCAAAAAGAUUCAUCAGAUCUAUGCACAGAGUUGGCUGAAUGCAGAGGCUUGAUCUCAAGUUUACAGGUUGAAAGGAAGGGCAUGAAUGAAUCUCUUGAUUUGGUGAUUGCUGAGAAAAAUCAACUUUUGGAGGAGAAGGAAUUUCAUCUAUGUGAAAGAGUAAAGGUUGAAAGUUCCAACCUAACUGAAAGGAUCUCUUUGGUGACUGAAGAGAGGAAUAAGAUCAAAGCAGAAACUGAGCAUCUCUUGCAUGAGAUUGAUAGGCUAUCAUUAGAUUUGGUUGAAAAUAAAGAUUUGGUGGCAAGUCUAAAGGCAGAAAAUUCCAACUUAAAUGGGAACCUUGCAUUGUCUGCUGAUAAGAUUAAAAAUCUCGAAGACGAGAAUCAACCAGUUGUUCUUGAGAAUCAAAUACUCUCUUCUCUAAUUGUUUCCCUACAAGAGGAGUUAUCUAUAGAAAAAGGGGAACGGAUGAGGUUUGAAGGUGACCUUAAAGAAGCCACAAUGCGCUUGGAACAACUUUCCAAGGAAAAUGUAUUUCUCAAUAGCACUUUGGAUGAGCAUAAGGCUGAGAUAGAAGAAAUGGGGAAAAAAUACACUCAACCUCUAUCUAACCUAGGAAAUCAAGCACAUGUUGCAUGUGAACAAAGUAAGGGCCUUGAAAUUGCAAUUACCAAUGAGUAUGUGCAUAUGGAUCAGGAGCCAGGCGAAGGUGCACUAGGGGGACCACCUGUGAAUAUACUUGAACACGAAAUCUUUGAUGAUUCUCUUGGGUUUGUUUCAUUGAAGACUUGCUUGGAUGAGGUGGAGACAGUUUUGGUGAAGCUUGAAAAGGCAAUUGAUGAGUUGCAUUCUCAAUCAGUAUCCUAUGGCAGGUCUGGUGAAAAAGUUUCUUCGCCUGUGGUAUCAAAAUUGAUACAGGCUUUUGAAUCAAAAGUAUAUGAGGAUGAGCAUGAGGUAGAGGUAAGGGAUUCCAGUGAAGUUCAGUCACCAUCAAAUGCAACCAAAGAGCAAAUUGGAAACUUGAGAAAAUUGCUUUCAAAGUGGAAGCUGGAAGUUCAGAGUGCGGGUGCAUUGUUCAACAAGGAGAGAGAUUGUAGGAAAAUUGAUGAUGCAAAGUACAGUGAUCUCAAGGACCAGUUUGAAGAAUUGAAGCACCAUUGUUCAGAUUUGGAAGCAUCCAACAUUGAACUUACGGUUCAAUAUGAAACUGCAAAGCAACUUCUGCGUGACAUUCAGGAAAAGAAAUGUCAUCUUGAGGAAUUCUGUGAAGCUUUAAAGCAGGAAGAUAUCCAUCUCAAAGCCAAAAAUAGUGAACUUUAUGAAAAGCUUGGACAUUGUCAGUUAAAAAUUGGUGAAUUGCAUACUGAAAUGUAUGAUGUGAAACAAAGUUCAAAUGAGAUGGCUGCUGUUAUUGGAAGUCAACUGGAAAAUUUGCAGAAGGAGGUGACAGAGAGGGCAAUGCUACUUGAACAAGGCUGGAAUACUACUAUUGCUGAUAUUGUUGGGUUAGUUGGGAAGCUGAAUGAAUCAGUUGGGGAAACUUUGUAUUCAACCAUCUCUUCUGACACUCAUGAUAGCUUGGAUAUCAGUCAUAAGUUAGAAGUUUCUGUUAAUGCAGCCACCGAAAUGAUUUUUGAUCUUCGGAAGAAACUUGAAGCUACUUAUUCAGAACAUGAAAUAAUCUGUACGUCAUAUAAAGAAGUGAAUUCGAAAUGUGAUGAUCUGCUUGGGAGGAAUGAAUUGGCUGUUGGUGUAUUGCAUAAGAUUUACAGUGACCUGAGGAAACUUGUGCUCAUUAACGGUGGCUUUAUGGAUGAAGAUAAGGUAGAUGUUCAAAGUGAGGCACUGCCUGAUCUACUGAACUAUAAUAGCUAUCAGACCAUCCUGAAACAUGUAGAAUAUUUAUUGAAUGAAAAGCUGGAACUAGAGUCUGUUGCUACAACGAUGAAGUCAGAAUUGAUGCACAGGGAAACAGAAUUGGAAGAAAUGAAGAUGAAGUGUCUUGAUUUAGAUUCUGUUAGUAAACUAAUUGAAGAGGUUGCGGGCGUGCUGAAUGUGGAAAAUUUGAAGAUCGAAAUGAAUAAGUCGCCCCUUUCAUGCUUAGGUUCAUUAGUGUCUAGUCUUGUACAGAAAACCAGAGAGGCUGAAAUCCAGUUACAUACAACUAAAGAAGGCUAUGGAUCUAGUGACAUGGAAUUGGCUGAAUUGAAGGAAAAAAUCCAUUAUCUAGACAAACUACGUCUUGAGAAUGAAAAUGAAAUCCUUGUUCUCAAGGAAAGCUUGCAUCAGGCGGAAGAAGCUCUUGCUACUGCUCGUUCUGAAUUACACGAGAAAGCAAAAGAACUUGAGCAUUCAGAACAGCGGGUUUCCUCCAUCCGGGAGAAACUUAGCAUAGCUGUUGCCAAGGGAAAAGGGUUGGUUGUGCAGCGGGAUGGUCUCAAGCAGUCCCUGACAGAGACAUCCAGUGAAUUGGAGAGAUGCUUGCAAGAGUUGCAGUUUAAAGAUACAAGACUUCAUGAAGUUGAAACAAAACUCAAGACCUAUGCAGAGGCUGGUGAGCGUGUGGAAGCUCUGGAAUCUGAGCUUUCAUAUAUUCGUAAUUCAGCUAAUGCUUUGAGAGAGUCAUUUCUUCUUAAAGAUUCAAUGCUUCAGAGGAUAGAAGAAGUUUUGGAAGACCUAGAUCUGCCAGAGCAGUUUCAUUCAAGAGAUAUAAUUGAAAAAAUUGAUUGGUUGGCUAGAUCAGUUGCUGGCAACUCAUUGCCCGUUAAUGAUUGGGAGCAGAAGGAUUCUGGGGGAGGAGGCUCAUACAACUCAUUGCCCAUGAAUGAUUGGGAGCAGAAGGAUUCUGCGGGAGGAGGCUCAUAUUCUGAUGCUGGUUAUGUUGUCAUGGAUUCCUGGAGAGAUGACAGUCAGUUACAACCAGAUUCUGGGGAUGAUUUUAGAAAAAAGUUUGAGGAGUUGCAAAGUAAGUAUUAUGGGCUGGCUGAGCAAAAUGAAAUGCUGGAGCAGUCAUUGAUGGAAAGAAACAGCUUAGUUCAGAGAUGGGAAGACCUUGUAGACAGGAUUGAUAUGCCUUCACAUUUACGGUCUAUGGAGACGGAGGAUAGGAUUGAAUGGGUAGGAAGAGCACUUGCUGAGGCUAAUCAUCAUGUAGAUUCUCUGCAGUUGAAGAUUGAAAAAUAUGAUAGCUAUUGUGGAUUGCUAAAUGCUGACCUGGAAGAGUCUCAAAGGAGAGUGUCUGCUCUUCAUGCAGACCUUAGAGCUCUUACAUCUGAGAGAGAGCACCUUUCUGAAAAAAUGGAGGCUCUGAUAUAUGAAUAUGAGAAACUAUCAGUGCAGAGAAGGGAAGCUGAACUUGAGAAUGAAAAGCUGCAUAGUGAAGUAACUAGUUUGAAGGAUGAAUUGGAACAGAAAGCUGCAAUUCAAGCAGACCUUAGAGCUCUUACAUCUGAGAGAGAGCACCUUUCUGAAAAAAUGGAGGCUCUGGUAUAUGAAUAUGAGAAACUAUCAGUGCAGAGAAGGGAAGCUGAACUUGAGAAUGAAAAGCUGCAUAGUGAAGUAACUAGUUUGAAGGAUGAAUUGGAACAGAAAGCUGCAAUUGAAGAACAAGUUUCCACCCUUGAUGACAAGAUCAGAAAAUUGAGAGACUUAGUUGGUGAUGCCUUGUCAGAAUCUGAAACAGAGAAUAUGGUUUCUGGUAGUACAGAUAUUGAUUCCUUGGAAGAACUUCUGAGACAGCUCAUAGAAAAGCAUGCAAGUCUUUCAUCAAAGAAACCUACAUACGGGGUUGUCCAUGAUGGGCACAAUUCACAAAGAGAUGAUGCUACUCUUCUUGAGGAAAGAAGUAUAGAUAUGCAUGAUAAGGAGAAGGCAGAUAUUGAUAGAUAUAAAAGAGAUCUAGAGGAGGCUUUGAGUGGAUUGGUGCAUAUGAAGGAGGAGAGAGAUAGAACUUUGGAAAAGCAAAUAUCAUUAUCCAGUGAAGUUGAAGCUCUGAGUAAAAGAACUGAGGAGUUGAAAGAGCUUCUUAAUCAGGAGGAGCAGAAGUCAGCUUCUGUUAGAGAGAAAUUAAACAUUGCAGUCAAGAAAGGGAAGUCAUUGGUGCAACAACGAGACAGUCUAAAACAAACCAUUGAAGAGAUGAGUAUUGAGAUGGAGCACUUAAAAUCUGAGAUCAACAACCAGGAACGUAUACUUGCAGAUCAUGAACAGAAGUUGAGACAGUUGUCAACCUACCCAGAUAGGUUAGAAGCUCUUGAAUCUGAGCGUUUGCUUCUGAAGAAUCACUUGGAAGAAACAGAGCACCAUUUACAGGAGCAAGAAUAUUCUUUAAAACUGAUUUUGAACGCGUUAGGUGAGAUUGAGGUUGGUGGUGAAGGUCAUAUAAGUGAUCCGGUGAAGAAGUUAGAAUGGCUUGGGAAACUAUGCUCUGAUCUGCAUGGUGCUGCGGCUUCUUUAGAACAAAAAUCCAGGAAAUCUGAAAGAGCAUCAGAGCUCCUCUUGGCAGAGUUGAAUGAGGUUCAAGAAAGGAAUGACAGUUUUCAGGAAGAGCUCACAAAGGUGGCAGCUGAACUUGAAGAUCUCAGAAGAGAAAGGGAUUCAGCUGAGGCUGCCAAACUGGAAGCUCUUUCACAUCUCGAAAAAUUAUCAGCCUCGCGUGAGGAGGGAAAAAAGAGCCAUUUUUCUGAGAUCAUGGAAUUAAAAUCCAGCAUGAAUCAAAUUUGCAAAGGCUUUGGUGAGGUUCAGAAUUUACUAGCUAAUGCUUUUUUCAUGGAUUUGGAAUCUUUUCAGAAUCUGGAGGCCUGUCUUGAGUCAUGUAUGAAAGUAAACAAUGCUGAUGUGGUGGUUUCAUCUGUCACCAAAGAGCAUGAUAGCAUUUUACGCAGGGCAUAUGAUAACAAGAAGAGCUCUUUGUCUGCAGAUUCUUGGUCAGAUUUGGACACCAUUGACCACUUUGAUGAUAAUACCGUUAUUCGAAUUUUUCGUAUAUUUGGGCAUCAGCUGCAAGAGUUCUUGGUGGAGGUUGGUUCUCUUAAGGAAAGAAUAGACAUGCACUCAAGUUUAGCAGAGGAGCAAGACAAAACUAUAUCUAAAUUGAUGGCAAGUGUUCAAAGGGAAAUAACUUCCCAAAGAGAGUCAUAUGAAACCAUGAAGAAAGAAGUUAGUGAACGAGAUGGGGAACUUGUUGUAUUACGUGGGAAUAUUGCCUUCCUUUAUGAAGCAUGCAUUAAUUCUGUGAUUGUACUUGAAAAUGGAAAAGCUGAACUGGUUGGAAAGAAGGUUGAAUCUUCUGAUCUAGGGAUUAACAUGAAAACACCAUUUGAUGAUGGAAUAUCUGAGGAAUGUAUUAAAACCAUGGCAGAUAGACUGCUGUUGGCUGCAAAAGGGUUUGCUAGUAUAAGAACUGAAUUUUCAGAUGCUAAUCAAAAGGAAUUGAAGGGUAUUAUAACAAAUUUGCAAAGAGAGCUUCAGGAGAAGGAUGUUCAAAGAGACAAGAUUUGCUCAGAGCUGGUAAAACAGAUUAAGGAUGUUGAAGCUGCUGCAAACAGUUACUCUCAAGAUCUUCAAUCUUUUAGGAUUCAAGAACAUAAUUUAAAGAAACAGGUGGAAGUGACUGAGGCAGAGAGGAAGAUACUGGAACAGAGAGUGAAUGAGCUGCAAGAUAUGCAAGGGACUGCAGCUGAAUUAGGGGAGAAAGUGAGAUCUCAGACUGAUUUGCUGGCUGCCAAAGACCAAGAAAUUGAAUCGCUAAUGCAUGCACUUGAUGAGGAAGAGAUGCAAAUGGAAGAAUUGACAAAGAAGAUUGUGGAACUUGAAAAGGUUGUUCAACAAAAGAAUCAAGAGAUUGAGAACCUUGAAUCAUCUCGUGGUAAGGUUAUGAAAAAGCUUUCCAUAACUGUAAGCAAGUUUGAUGAGCUUCACCACCUGUCUGCAAGUCUCCUUUCCGAGGUUGAAAAGCUUCAAUCCCAAUUGCAAGAAAGAGAUGCUGAAAUUUCUUUCUUGAGGCAAGAGGUUACUAGAUGCACUAAUGAUGUUCUUCUUUCUUCACAAAUGAGCAACCAGAGAAGUUCCGAUGAGAUCUUUGAGUUCUUCAUGUGGGUUGACAUGAUUGUAUCUCGAGAUGGGAUGCAUGAUAUACAUCCUGAUGUGAAGAGCAAUACUCAGGUUCAUGAAUACAAAGAAAUACUUCAAAAAAAGCUGGUGUCUUUAUUAUCAGAAUUGGGGAAUCUAAGGGCAACUGCAGAAAGCAAGGAUGCAAUGUUGCAAGUAGAAAGGAGUAAGAUAGAAGAAUUGAACCGCAAAGCAGAAACUCUUGAGAUGUCCUUGCAUGAGAAAGAAUUGCAAUUGAAUUUGCUUGAAGGUGUGGAAGAAACUGGAAAGGAAGCUGGCACAAGCUCAGAAAUUUUGGAGGUAGAACCAGUGAUGAAUGAGUGGACGGCAACAGGGGCAUUUUUAACACCUCAAGUUCGCAGUUUGCGCAAGGGCAAUAACGAUCAUGUUGCCAUUGCUGUAGAUGUAGACCCUGGUAGUACUAGUAGGAUAGAAGAUGAAGAGGACGACAAAGUCCAUGGUUUCAAAUCACUCACAUCAUCCAAAAUUGUCCCAAGAUUUACGAGACCUUUGACUGACUUGAUUGAUGGCUUGUGGGUUACUUGUGAUCGGACUCUGAUGAGACAACCUGUCUUGCGGCUUGGAAUUAUACUUUAUUGGGCCAUAAUGCACGCACUCCUAGCCUUUUUUGUUGUUUGAGGUGAGAGGCCCUCAUUUGGCUGAUGCUCGGAGUUGGCUUUGUAUAAUUAAUUGGCCUACUUUAUAAAACCCUAAGCGGGGCACAGGAGGUGCCACCUUAUUGAUUGGGGAUAGUGCUGAAUCCAAUUAUACUUGAAAAAAGGAAUCAGUUUAGUUGUACAGUAUCUCCCUUCCUUUCGCUUCUUCCUGUUGCAGUGUGAGGCAGUUACCUAUAAACUGUAAUAAAACGAGAGAUGAAGCUUCCGGAAAGAGUAACAGGCAGCAAUGAAGAAAAGAUGCGAAAGCAGAUUGCUCAAUAUUUCAAAACCAAUGGAUGAAGAACCUGCUACAUAAACACCCUAGUUGGUGGUUGUUGUAAAGAACUUGAUGCCUUUUACCUUCAACGAAAUCAACAUUGACUAUCUUUUACAGGGAUAGUCCCUGUACCUUAGGAGUCUUGGGUUCUGAUGAGCAGGAUAAAUGACCAGUUAGGUAUAGAAAAUCAUAAUUCUUUUGUACUUUGAUUAAGGUUUUUUAUCUGCUUAGCCAUAAGAAAUUUCGCAGUUGCCAUUCUUUUUUGUAUU
Gastrolobium bilobum is the source of this 9117-nucleotide messenger RNA. RefSeq names its product trans-Golgi network-localized SYP41-interacting protein 1. NCBI's taxonomy places the organism in Eukaryota, Viridiplantae, Streptophyta, Magnoliopsida, Fabales, Fabaceae. The transcript has 12 exons. The coding region runs from base 353 to 8554 and encodes 2733 amino acids. The record is from RefSeq and is a predicted model, not a curated record.